UGGAGGGAGGAAGAAGCGAGGAAAUAGUAGGAGAGAAAAAAGGAGGCACGACGAUCGGGCAAUAAAUAAUACAGGAGAAAAAGGCGAUCGCCUGCAACAUUCUGCUCAAAUGUUAAAUAGGUAUCAAUUUAACGGCGGCCAAUCGGCGAGCGGGUGGGCGGGGCCACGUUGGACAGGAUUGGAGCGCGGCGCGGCGGUGGGCGAUGCCGCGGGUCGGCACGUCGGGUCGCGGCUCGAGUCGCCGCGCAACCGUGGGGUAGGGAUGAAGCGUCUGGUCUCUCCGCUUCCCUCGCAACGUCCCGUCUCUCUCGCCGCGGCCGACCUGGAUUCACGUCCCGACUCGCCACGGAUCCGGAGUUCCCCGUGCGCGGAAAACACGGCCCUUUCGAUCACCACGUGAGCACCUCCUCCGCACUCUCUCUCCUAUCUCGCCGACUUUUCCCCCCUUUUUUUUUCCCGCCCCACCCCCUCGCGUAAAUCUGGCGAUCGAUCGAUCCCUUCCUUCCCUUCUUUUUCCGCUCGUCGGAUCGCGCGACUCUCGAUGGACCAAGGGUGUCGAGAGGAUCGAGGAUCCGGACUGAGAGCGCGCACGGUUCGAUCACCGGCCUCGUGAUAUUUUUUUUUUUCCCCACCGGACGUUGUAUUUCCGAUCGUUCCAUCUCUUCUGCUGGAGGAACGGGGAACAGUGAAACGGAAAGUAGAACGAAAGUAGUGGUAGUCUUGACCGAUUAUUAAACGUGAUCUUGUGCAUGGUUGAGCGAAACUGUUUGUGGGUGGAAACAGUGCCCCGACGGAGUGACGAGUUUGAGAGUAAGGAUUAGAUCGAUCAACGGUAAUCAUGACUCCAAGUUUCUCGUAGAAGAAACAAAUCCACGACAUCGGCGGACAAGAUGGCCGUCAGGCGAAUCGGAUCGCGCGAUAGAUCGAACGCUGGAUGAACGAUGAGAUCCGAAAGCUGAGGGAGCGGAAACUACCUUCCUCGUUCCUCCGCCAUUCGAGCUAUAUAACUAUAUCGAUCUCGAACGAUACGUAUCCCUUAUCAGAGUACGGAUACCUAGCCGACGUAGCAAGAAACUAGCCGGAUGGAUGAGCGCAGGAUGAGCAUCCGAAGCAAUUUCCGGUGAACGAAGAGGAUCGGGAACGAAGAGGACGCAAAUCGAUUCGAUUCGAUCGGAUUGGAUCGGGAGAUGAUGUCGAUUCACGGCGACAGCGACGCGGACGCGACGGAAGAGAUAAACGUGGACGACUCGGACUCGGCCAGCCGCAGCCCCCGCAAUUACGCCAGCGACAACCGCCGCUUGGGCCACUCCGAGUGCUCCGAUUCCCCGCCCCCGAGUCAAACCGGCUCGAGAGCGCUGCACAACGAGUCGCCCCGCAGCCACCCGUUCAGCAUAAGCCGGUUGCUGGGCGAGAAUCGGCCCCCGAACCCCAAGAGCCCCUCCGGGUCCGAGGACCCGGACGCCGAGGACAAGGAGAGGAAGUGGUCGUGGGAGGACAACAACGGCGGCUCGUCCGCCGCGCUGGACGACGGCAGGGGGUCGUGGGGCCACGAGAUCGAGGAGAAACUGUCGGAGAAGGACGACGACGACACCGGAAGCACGGCCGAGACCCAGACCAACUCGGCCUCGUCGCUGCACUGCGCGUCGGCCACCGAUCUGUUGGCGCCGUUCAGACUCUUCCCAACCGGGUCCGGACUGAUAUACACGGGCGGCGGCGUGAUAAGGGUGCCUGCCCAUCGGCCACCCGGCGCCAAUGGGGCUGCGGCCGGCGCCCUGCCGGCACAGGCGUUGAUACCGCCCUGGAGUUUACAGGCCCUUCAGCACAGCCAACAACAGGCGGCGGCGGCGGCCGGCCUUCACAGGGCCAGCUUGUUGGCCAACUUGGCCGCGCAUCCGCUCCAGGGACACCCGCACCUCAAGGACAGGCUGGCAGUAGCCGGAGCGUUUCCAAGGAGGAUCGGGCAUCCUUAUCAGAACAGGACGCCACCGAAGAGAAAGAAGCCGAGGACGAGCUUCACCAGGUUGCAGAUCGCCGAACUGGAGAAACGUUUUCACAAACAAAAGUAUCUGGCGUCGGCCGAGCGGGCGGCGCUCGCUAAAACCUUGAAGAUGACCGACGCCCAAGUGAAAACGUGGUUUCAAAACAGACGAACAAAGUGGAGGAGGCAAACGGCGGAGGAGAGAGAGGCUGAGAGGCAGGCGGCGAAUCGGUUGAUGCUGUCCCUUCAAGCCGAGGCGCUCGGCAAAGUGGCGUACCCGACGACGGUGGCCAGCCAUCCAGCGGGAACCACGGUUCCCAGUCUAGACAGGCAGCAACCACCCACAGCCCUCGCCCAUCCCGUCGGUCAAUGGGCCUCCCCGUACGGCCCGCCGCAACCUCUCGCCGAACCGAUUUGUUGAACGAUUCCCAAACAACACGCUGAAUUGAACA
Molecule: messenger RNA, 2430 nt
Organism: Apis mellifera (honey bee)
Lineage: Eukaryota; Metazoa; Arthropoda; Insecta; Hymenoptera; Apidae
Gene: C15
Product: homeobox protein MSX-2
Exons: 3
Coding region: 1188-2399 (403 amino acids)
Biological process (GO): regulation of transcription by RNA polymerase II; animal organ development
Cellular component (GO): nucleus
Molecular function (GO): DNA-binding transcription factor activity, RNA polymerase II-specific; RNA polymerase II cis-regulatory region sequence-specific DNA binding
Source: RefSeq, a predicted model, not a curated record